This is a messenger RNA of Menidia menidia (Atlantic silverside), 1899 nucleotides long. The record is from the annotation of a GenBank genome assembly. NCBI's taxonomy places the organism in Eukaryota, Metazoa, Chordata, Actinopteri, Atheriniformes, Atherinopsidae.
AUGGACAUGGCGGUGUUGAAUCUCCAGAGCUUACAUGAUAAGCUCAGGACACAAGUUGACCUUCUCAAUGAGAACAUUGAACCCAACUUCAUUCAGAUGGCGCAAAACUUUGAUAACUGCCGUCGCAAGUGGCUGUGGACCGAGCAGGAACUGGGUUCUUGCAAAGAGACGCUCAGAAAAGCCGAGAUGGAGAAGGGGUCCUUGGAAGUCAAACUGAAACAUGCCCGUAACCAAGUGGACGUGGAGAUCCGUCGCAGGCAGAAGGCCGAGGCCGAUUGUGAGACGCUGGACCGUCAAAUUCAGCUGAUCCGGGACCUCUUAACAAGUGAGGGAUCCUCUAACAGCAUUCAGCUGAGUGCAGAGCAGCGCUCUGCUCUGGCUUUCCUGAACACAAAUAGUCAAGCGGCGGCCAACCUGAACACCAGCCGAAGACUGGUGACAAUAGAUGAGUCCGCGUCCAUCUUGUCAGACAUCAGCUACGACAAAACGGACGACUCUCUGGACUGGGACUCAUCCACUGUGAGGACAGCGCGACUCCAGAAACGAGAAAAAAGGCGCUCCUCCAGAAAUCAUGUUGAUGGUCCUCCAGUUGCCUCGAAGAGGUCUCGAUCGACCGGCAGAACAUCAGAAAGGCACGGGAAUGAGACCCUCGUGACAAAGACAACGGUGACUGUCCCUGCAAACGGUGGACCCGUCGAGGCCAUUUCCACCAUUGAGACGGUUCCUUACUGGACCCGCAGCAGGAGAAGGACCGCUGCCAUGGAGUGGGACUCCGAAUCUGUCAGGUCUGAGGAUGUUUUCAAGCCACCUGGAAACCCCGAGGGAGAGAUGAGAGCCGAGCCCAGCACCCCGCAGAGCCACGGAGGUGUCCGUCUUCACGAGUUUGUCUCCAAAACGGUCAUCAAGCCGGAAUCCUGCGUCCCGUGUGGAAAGAGAAUCAAGUUUGGGAAGAUUUCUCUGAAGUGCCGCGACUGCCGAGUGGUCUCCCACCCUGAGUGCCGCGACCGAUGCCCUCUGCCCUGCAUCCCCAACAUGGGGGGCACGCCAGUUAAAAUUGGCGAGGGUGUGCUCGCAGACUACGUCCCGGACACCUCCCCGAUGAUUCCGCCCCUGGUGGUCCACUGCGUCAGCGAGAUUGAACAGAGGGGCCUGCACGAGGCUGGUCUGUACCGUCUGUCCGGUGCCGACCGCACGGUGAAGGAGCUGAAAGAGAAGUUCCUCCGCAGCAAGACCGUGCCCGUGCUCAGCAAGGUGGAUGACAUCCACGCCAUCACCGGCCUCCUCAAAGACUUCCUGAGGAACCUGAAGGAGCCUCUCCUCACUUUCCGCCUCAACCGCCCCUUCAUGCAGGCGGCCGAGGUUUCAGAUGACGACAACAGCAAAGCUCUGAUGUACCAAACCAUUAGCGACCUGCCGCAGCCCAACAGAGACACGCUGGCUUUCUUAGUCCUUCACCUGCAGAGGGUUGCAGACAGUUUGGACACCAAGAUGGACAUCAGCAAUCUGGCCCGGGUCUUUGGUCCGACUAUCGUCGGUCACAGCAUUCCCAACCCAGAGCCGAUGACCAUCCUCCAGGACACCAAACGGCAGCCAAAGGUUGUGGAGCGUCUGCUGGCUCUGCCGGUGGAUUACUGGGGCCAGUUUGUGAUGGCGGAGAUCGAGACGCCCAACUUGGACCAUUUGGUCAUCGAGAACGCAAAUUGCUACGCCACCCCCGAGAGAAUGAGCAUGCUCGGACCUCUGACCACUCCAGAGCACCAGUUCAACAAAACCCCCUCCUCCAGCUCCUUAUCCCAGAGGAUGAAGUCCUCCCUGACCCCCAGGUUCGGGAGCAAGAGCAAGUCGGCUGUUGGAUUUGGCCGCCAAGGGAAGUUCUUUGCCUCCCCCCUACUCAAAUAA